AAUACAGUAAAGUUGAAUAAAAACAGAAUGAAUGUGACUGAAUUCAUUCUAAUGGGGCUGAUGCAGAAUUCUGAGAUGCAGGAAAUUCUGUUUUUCGUGUUACUCAUCACCUACAUUGUCACUGUUGCAGGAAACCUGCUCAUUGUCACCACUAUAAUCUGCAGUCACACUUUGGACUCGCCAAUGUAUUUUUUCCUGGCUUUCUUAUCUCUGAUAGAUGCAUGCUAUUCUUCUUCCAUAAUCCCUAAAAUGCUAGUGGAUUUGCAUUCAGACACAAAAGCUGUCUCAUUCAAUGUUUGCAUGAUGCAGCUUUUUCUGGAACAUUUCUUGGGAGGUUCAGAGACUGUCCUCCUCGUGGUCAUGGCCUAUGACCGUUACGUGGCCAUCUGUAGACCUCUGCACUAUGUGACCCUGAUGAGCCACAGCAAGUGCCGUGUCCUGGUGGGGGUGUGCUGGGCAGUGGGCUUUCUCCAUUCCUUCGGGCAGAUUCUAGUCACUUUCUGGCUCCCAUUCUGUGGCCCCAACAGGAUAGACCAUUUCAUGUGUGACAUCUUCCCCCUGAUACAACUGGCCUGCACCGACCAUUUCCUUCCUGGGCUCUUGGUUGCUGUCAAUGGUGGGGGGAUGGCUGUGAUCACCUUUGUCAUGUUGGUGCUGUCCUAUGUGCACCUCCUGCACUCUUUGAGGACUUACAGCUCCGCGAGGAGGAAAAUGGCCCUCUCCACCUGUGGCUCCCACAUCACAGUCGUCGUCUUGUUCUUUGUGCCCUGUAUUUUUAUGUAUCUGCGACCAGUAGCCACCUUUCAUAUGGAUAAAGCAGUAACUGUAUUCUAUACUCUUGUCACUCCCCUGUUAAAUCCUGUUAUCUACACAGUAAGGAAUGCAGAGGUAAAAAAUGCCAUUAGAAUGUUAUUGAACAGGAACACAAUUUUAGAUAGUAAAUAAUCUCAUAGGAAAAUUUUGUUUAUUUGUUUCAUGAUCUUUUGCAUCCUUGGGCCCUAAAUUCCCAGAUCCUUCAAUGGACAAAUGUUACUGAACCUAGAUAUCACU
Heterocephalus glaber (naked mole-rat) is the source of this 1050-nucleotide messenger RNA. Its product is annotated as olfactory receptor 4C12-like. Gene Ontology annotation, molecular function: olfactory receptor activity; G protein-coupled receptor activity. Gene Ontology annotation, cellular component: membrane. The record is from RefSeq and is a predicted model, not a curated record. Lineage: Eukaryota; Metazoa; Chordata; Mammalia; Rodentia; Bathyergidae. Gene Ontology annotation, biological process: G protein-coupled receptor signaling pathway.